AACAGCACGUAAUCAGCUGACCAACAGCACGCAAUCAGCUGACUUCAACAGAACUUCAUACUUUCGCUUCUCCUUUUUUCACCACAACAGAUAACUCGGUAACAUAUAAAAGGUAAAAACUGUCCUAUGAGUCAGUCUGAGGAAAAAGAUGAGGGACUGCUGCCCUCAAAUGAGGAACAUGGCAGCCAGGCAGAACUCGAGAGGACUAAGCAGGAACAUUCAAACUCACCUUCACAAAGCUGUGUAUCCAUGGAGAGCCAGAGAUCCAGGGAUUACCCGAUUAGUUUCAACCAACAUGAAUCAGUUACAGAGACUAAGCAGGAACAAUUAAACUCAACUUCACAAAGCUGUGUAUCCAUGGAGAGUCAGAGAUCCAGGGAUUACCCGAUUAGUUUCAACCAACAAGAACCAGCUACAGAAGGUCACCAGACAGUGUCAGAGGGGUCCACCUAUCAUCAGACAGACUUGGACUCCGUAUUUCUGGUUGUUGAGAAGAACAUUGUUACUUUUGUGAAAAAUGAGCUGAAGACAUUCCGUAAAUUGCUGAGUCCAGAUUACCCAAAAUGCUUGGAGAGUGAAGCUAAGGAUGAGGAGAUAAAUAAUAGUGAAGAUGAAGACCAGAGAUGGAGGAGCAGAGAGGCUUUUCUGAAAAUCACACUGCAGGUCAUGAGACGAAUGAAACAUGGAGAGCUGGCUGACUCUCUGCAAAACAGAGCUUGUGGGGCCAUGUGUCCAUAUGAACUCAAAUCAAGUCUAAAGAAGAAGUUUCAGUGUGUGUUUGAGGGGAUUGCCAAAGAAGGAAAUCCAACUCUUCUGAAUCAGAUCUACACAGAGCUCUAUAUCACAGAGGGGAGAUUUGCACAGGUCAACUCUGAUCAUGAAGUCAGACAGAUUGAAGCAGCAUCCAGGAAAUCAGAUGGAAUUGAGCCAAAAAUCAAACAAGAAGACAUAUUCAAACUCUCUACUGAAAGAGAUGAACCAAUUAGAACAGUCAUGACAAAGGGAGUGGCUGGCAUUGGGAAAACAGUUUUAACACAGAAGUUUGCUUUGGACUGGGCUGAAGGCAAAGGCAACCAGCAUAUACAAUUCAUAUUUCUAUUUUCUUUUAGAGAGCUGAAUGUGCUGAAAGAGAAAAGGUUUAGUUUGGUGGAACUUGUUUAUCACUUCUUUCCUGAAAUGAAAGAAGGAGGAAUCUGCAGGUUCCAGGAUUUUAGGGUUUUGUUUAUCUUUGAUGGUUUGGAUGAGUGUCGACUUUCACUGGACUUCCACAAAACUGAUAUCCUGACUGAUGUUACAGAGUCCACCUCAUUGGAUGUGCUACUGACAAACAUCAUAAGGGGGACAUUGCUGUCCUCUGCUUGCGUGUGGAUAACUACACGACCUGCAGCAGCCAAUCAGAUUCCACCUGAGUAUGUGAACAUGGUAACAGAGGUUAGAGGUUUCAAUGACAUGCAGAAGGAGGAAUACUUCCGCAGGAGAUUCAGUGAAGAAGAGCAGAGAAGCAGAAUUAUUUCCCAUAUCAAGAGGUCACGAAGCCUCCACAUCAUGUGCCACAUCCCUGUCUUCUGUUGGAUCUCUGCUACAGUUCUGGAGAAGGUAUUAAAAACAAAAGAAGGAGGAGAGCUGCCCAAGACCCUAACUGAGAUGUAUGUUCACUUUCUGGUAGUUCAGUGCAAACUGAAGAACAUCAAGUAUGAUGGAGGAGCUGUGACAGAUUCACACUGGAGUCCAGAGACCAAAAAGAUGAUCGAGUCAUUGGCAAAACUUGCUUUUGAGCAGCUGCACAAAGGGAACCUGACCUUUUAUGAAUCAGAUCUGACAGAGGGUGGCAUUGAUAUCAGAGCAGCCUCAUUGUACUCAGGAGUAUUCACACAAGUUUUUCAAGAGGAAAGCGGAUUGUACCAAGACAAGAUGUUCUCCUUUGUUCAUCUGAGUGUGCAGGAGUUUCUGGCUGCUCUUCACGUUUAUCUGACAUUUUUCAAUUCUGGAGUCAAUUUGAUGUCAGAAGGAACUUCUGUGUGGUCCAGACUGUUUAAAGCCAAACCUGAUUCAGUAUCUCUCUACCAGAGUGCUGUAGACCAGGCCUUACAGAGUCCAAAUGGACACCUGGACCUAUUCCUGCGCUUCCUCCUUGGUUUAUCUUUGGAGAACAAUCAGAGACUGCUACAUGGUUUAGUGAAAGAGACAGAAAGCAGCUCACUGACCAAUCACAAAACAGUCCAGUACAUCAGGAAUAAGAUCAGUUCCACUUCCUGUCCAGAGAAGAGCAUCAACCUGUUUCAUUGCCUGAUUGAGCUAAAUGAUUGUUCUCUAACAAAAGAGAUACAACAACACUUGAGCUCAGGACGUCUGCCCAUUGAUAAACUGUCUACUUCUCAUUGGUCAGCUUUGGUCUUCAUUUUACUGUCAUCAGAAGAAGAGCUGAAUGUGUUUGACUUGGAUAAAUACUCUGCUUCAGAGGAGGUUCUUCUGAGGCUGCUGCCAGUGGUCAAAGCAUUUACUAAAGCUGUGGUGAGUUGCCAUGACCUGUCAGAGAGAAGUUUGAAGCCUCUGGCCUCAGUUCUCAGCUCCCAGUCUUCCAGUCUGAGAAAACUAGACCUGAAUUACAACAACCUGCAGGAUUCCAGAGUGAAGCUGCUCUGUGAAGGAUUACGGAGUCCACACUGCAAACUGGAAACACUCAGUCUUUGUUGCUGCAACCUGUCAGGAAAAAGCUGCGAGGCACUGGCUUCUGUUCUCAGCUCCCAGCCCUCCAGUCUGAGAGAGCUGGACCUGGACAACAAUGAUUUGGAGGAUUCAGAUGUGAUGCUGCUCUGUGAAGGACUGAAAAGCCCAGAAUGCAGACUGGAAACUCUCAGGCUGUCAGGAUGUCUGAUCACAAAGAAAGGCUGUGCUUCGGUGGCUUCCGCUCUCAGUUCUAACCCAGCCCACCUGAAAUUGUUGGAUCUGAGUUACAAUCAUCCAGGAGAAUCUGGAGUUAAGCUGCUCUCUGCUGGAAGAGAGAAUUCAAACUGGGUACUGAACGAUCUCAGGAUUGAACCCCGUGGAUCACAGUUCUUAAAACCUGUUCUGCAGAAGUAUGCCCGUAAACUCACACUGGACCCAAACACUGCAAACAAAAACCUUAUAAUGUCAAACAACAACAGAAAAGUGGCAGUGAGUAGACAGACGCAGUCAUAUCCUGAUCACCCAGAGAGGUUUGACUACUGGAAACAAGUGCUGUGUACAGAGGGUCUGUCUGGUCGUUGCUAUUGGGAGGUUGAAUGGGAAGGACAUAUUUACUUAGGAGUGACAUACAAAGGAAUCAGGAGGAAAGGGCAAGAGGAUGACAGCUGUCUUGGAUGCAAUGAUCAGUCGUGGACCCUGAUGUGCUCUAAUGGUGGUUACUCUUGCCAACAUGGUAACAAAAGAAGAUCCAUCCGUACAACUGCUACCAGCAGAACAGGGGUAUACCUGGAUUGGCAUGCUGGCACUCUGUCCUUCUUUAAAGUCUCCUCUGGCAAACUGAUCCACCUCCAGACCUUCCGUACUGAAUUCAAGGAGCCAGUCUACCCUGCUUUCAGGGUCAGGACUGAGCCAUUUAACUCAUCGCUGGCUUUGUGUUAGAUAAGUUUUUGUUUGAAGCUCAUCUCAGAUGCAGUAGGGCGACAGAUCAGGGCCAUAGUUUAAAGUCACUAAUACUUUUCCUAUAGUUGGCCAUUCAGCAUGUCUGAGUAAUUACGGUAAUCAAAGAGGCCUGCUCUGGCACAGAAGUCUCAAGCAGUUGAGUCUAGCUAGGGUUAGGUCAGGCUAGUUCAAGUUAGCUGGCCCACAGCCUGAAGUUUAGCUGGCUUGUGGGAACAUUCAUGAAGUGGUCGGUUUAAUCACAGUUUCUGAGGAUCCCUGCAGAGUUUUAGUCUCAGAAGAAACUGGUUGUAACUCCAGGGAUUAAGAAAAAUCAUAAGGCCAAGCAGGCUCUGGUGUGGGUUUGCCAUUUGUGUCACCUUGACCCAGUUGGAGCAGGGUAUCGGCUUGGAGCUGGCUGCGGUGCAGGACCUUCGAGAGGCUGGGCAACAGCAUCUUCAUCACUCAGUACAGUAGCGAUGAGGCUAGGGUGCUGGGAAACUUGACUUUGGCUGGCUGUGCAAGUGUCGAACUUGCUGGCUCCAGCAGCGAAGAUGUGGAGCUCGAGUCUUGAGUGUGGGUAUGAAAUUUACAAAGUAUCACAGCCAUUUAUUCAAUGGUUUCCUUGUAUAUUUUGCAGAAUUGUCAGAAUUCUGAACUUCAAAAGGGAAAUAAAUUAAUUGAGAAAAAAAUCUAAAUUGUGAGAUUAUUCACUCAACCAUAGCAAAACUGUACAUUUUGUAUAAGUUGCACAAAGUUUCUGUAAAUAUACUGUAACUGUUACAAUGUAAACUUCUUUUAAUGUCAGUGCUUGUAUGGAAAGUAAAACAAGGCAGUAGGCUUUGUUUUAUUUAACCUAUUAUUGUCACGGCGGGGUGCGCCGGUGUGAAGAAGACCCAGAUGCAGACACGGUGGAGACAAAACGAAGUUUCAAAAUAAAGCGAGCCUUUAUUGUGGCUGAUGGCACAAGAAACAUGAAAUUAGGGUAACUAAGGAGACUAUGAACACUGCGUUAACAAAGGGGUGUGACACUCAGUGAAAAAACUAUGAACACUGAGUAAACUAGGAAACACAGUGAAACAAUGAGGCAAACCUAUGAAAUCUGGUGGUGAGGAUAACAGAUGAUCUGACAUAGACUGAGCGGAAACACACAGACUAAGUACACAUAAGGAAUGAUCAGGGGAAGCGGAAUCACAUGGGGAAAACAGCUGACAGCAAUUAACAUAAUGACAGGACAGGGGACGUGAAGCUAAAUAUAAUAAACAAAAAACACAAGGCUCCUUCAAAAUAAAACGGGAAACAUAAUGAGACCCAGACAUGACUCGAACUUGACAGAUAAAGAAAACUUGGACAUGAAACAUGAAAGAUAAACACACGAAGACUUAACACAGAAAACUUCACCCAGGGAUGAGACAAAUGGGGAGCUUGAUAAAUCAUGAACUAAAACUGUAACCUAGGCAUGACAGAAUGUAACUAGAUAAACUGAAAUGAAACUAGACUGAAAAGAAUAACAAAAACAUCAAGAAACUCAGAAUACUGAGUCACAUGACCCAGGACCAUGACAAUUAUAACUUCCAAAUGUAAUGUCAUUAUUUUUGUCAACUAAGAACGUGCAGAAAAGGUUUCUUGAACAUUUUUCACAAUAUUUUAUUGUGAGCAUGUAAAGAUUUUGCAAAAUGGUAAUGUGUAUGUGACUCAGCAGUACAUUUUAAAACUAACAUUGAAAUCAGACUUCAGGCAUUGAAAACUUUAUUUUCUGUGUUUAUUGUCACUUUAAUAUUGCUGUUAUUCAAAAAUAAAUGUUUGUCAUUAAAGAGAAUUUCAGUCAUAUA
Messenger RNA from Oreochromis aureus, 5435 nucleotides. RefSeq names its product NACHT, LRR and PYD domains-containing protein 3-like. Lineage: Eukaryota; Metazoa; Chordata; Actinopteri; Cichliformes; Cichlidae. Gene Ontology annotation, molecular function: protein binding. The record is from RefSeq and is a predicted model, not a curated record. The transcript has 12 exons. Bases 127 to 3606 code for a protein of 1159 amino acids.